AUGCGCGUCUUCGUUAUAAGCACUAUCUUUACCAUUCUGGCGGCUCUCGUUGUCUCCAUCCGGCUUUGGACACGAUUCAAGCUAGUAAGAAGUCCUGGCUUGGACGAUCUAUUUAUCUUUGCGGCUUUGCUAUGCUCCUUGGCAUUCUACGGAUUCAUACUAGUCGAGCGACACUAUGGCCUUGGAAUCGCCAAACAACAAUUGCCAGACGAUGUAAUUACCAAUCAGUUGCACUAUCUCUGGCUCUCAAUCCCAUUUUACAAUCUAGCCUUAAUCCUCUCCAAAUUAUCCGCCUUAUUCCUCUUCAUCCGCAUCUUCCGCACAAAACCUUUCCUCCUCGCCACAUACAUCACAAUGGGCUUCUUGAUAGUAGCAGGCCUGUGGGUGGUAUUAAGCGGUUUCAUCUUCUGCAUCCCGAUCUCGGAUUUUUGGCAUGCUUCGCCAUCAAGUAACAAGCACUGUCUCCCAAAAGGACCAGUCUGGUAUUCCAACGCCGCGAUGCAGAUCUUUUCUGAUAUCGUGAUCCUGAUUCUACCAAUGCCACUCUUAUACAAACUACAACUACCCCGGCAGCAGAAGAUUGGCAUUAUGCUUGUAUUUGGUGUUGGGAUUUUGUACGUGCCCUUCUUUCCCAGCUUACUUACGCCCUCAACUUCCGAGCACGAGCUAACAAUCUACUUGAUGUAUAGUGUAAUAGCAACCAGUUCCGCCCGCCUCUACGAGCUAAGCACAAUGGUAAACGGCCAUGACUUCACAAAGAAAAACGCUGAAGCAGCAGUCUGGUCUUCCCUCGAAUCCAACGUCUCAAUAAUCUGCGCCUGCAUGGCCCCCUCCACCCCUUUAUCUCAAAUAUUUUCUCCUUCUGCUUCCGCCCUCAACCACUUCACUCAACCCCUUGGUCAAAAACACACUCAAACGCGACCUGCGUCGCUGAUUCCCGGAAACGUUCUUACUGAAGGCGGGAUCUUCUCGAAUGAUUUCUUCUACGCGGGCCCGGGCGGCUAUACGGCUAGUAUCUCCAAACUGGGAGAUAGUGAGAAAGAUGAGAAAGGGGAGUGUGAGGGUCAGGAUGGAAUUAGGGUUGUUAGGGAGUUGAGGAUGGUUUCGGAUUCAGUCAUGCAGACUCCCAGACUUAGUCCGAGGCUUUUGCCUGAUGAGGGUAAAAAGGAUAUUGAGUUAGGGGAGGUUUCGGGCAUGGGAUCUGGGUCUGGAUCUGGCGGUGCCGGACAGGGGAGUUGGAAUCCGAGUAUUGAGUGGGAUUUGGGAGAUUUUGAGUUUCCGGAUUAUAAGGAAAGGAUGAAUGCUCCUAUUUAG
This is a messenger RNA of Penicillium longicatenatum, 1314 nucleotides long. RefSeq lists its product as uncharacterized. NCBI's taxonomy places the organism in Eukaryota, Fungi, Ascomycota, Eurotiomycetes, Eurotiales, Aspergillaceae. The record is from RefSeq and is a predicted model, not a curated record. The transcript has 5 exons. Bases 1 to 1314 code for a protein of 437 amino acids.